UAUGCCGCAUUAAGCUACUGCUGGGGCGGAGAUCAAGCAGUCAAGCUCAAAGAAAAUGUCGUCAAGCCAUGGAUGAAUGACAUCCCGUACGACCGGUUUCCGCAAACCAUUAAAGAUGCUAUCCAGGUGGCAAUGGCUCUGGGCCUACAGUAUCUCUGGAUCGAUGCUUUGUGCAUCAUACAGGAUUCGAAUCAAGACAAAGCAGAGCAGAUAUCGCGCAUGGCUGAGAUCUACGAACAGGCAUACAUUACUAUAUCUGCGGCCCGGGCGACCGCUGCCCCCGAAGGCUUCCUUCACGAUCGAUGCCUAACUGGAGAGAAGGGGUUUCGCAUGCCGUUUACCUGCCAAGAUGGCCAGAUGAGCACCGUAAUAGUCUGGCAGGGAAGAGAGCCUGAUGCAUGGGAGCCCAUCGAUCAACGAUCUUGGUGUUUACAAGAGUCCAUCUUGUCGCCGAGGGUGCUUGAGUACGGGACGCACAACGUUCGCUGGCACUGCGCUCGGAGUCGCGCUGAUGAGUCGAAACUGCGAUAUGACGGCUGGGUCGGACAUUCGAGGACAUUUGCCCAGCUGAGCAUGUCUCACCCACUCACUUCGAGCAUCGAUUGGGCGGGCUUAGAUGAAUCUUACAAGUUUGUUCAGGUAUGGCAGACGCUCGUGUCGCAUUACACGCGCCGCGGUUUGGGCUGGUAUCAGGACAAGCUAUUAGCCAUCUCUGCCAUAGCCCGAAAAAUGAGCAAAAUGACGGACAAGCACUACAUUGCAGGGCUGUGGAAGGAGUAUAUGGGAGAGAUGCUGCUAUGGCAUCCGAACCAUGGGCCAGACGCAAAGGAAAAGCCAUGCAGACACGCUACGUAUGUUGCGCCAUCGUGGUCUUGGGCCUCAUUCAGCGGCGAGAUUGACUAUACAUUUGGAUCGGUGAUGCAUUUG
Trichoderma virens Gv29-8 is the source of this 927-nucleotide messenger RNA. RefSeq lists its product as uncharacterized. The record is from RefSeq and is a predicted model, not a curated record. The transcript has a single exon. Lineage: Eukaryota; Fungi; Ascomycota; Sordariomycetes; Hypocreales; Hypocreaceae. The annotation marks the transcript as partial.